GUGGGUUUGUGUGAGUCUGGACGGCACCCGGGGUUGCUUCAGCCUGUGUACGCUUCCCCUCAGAAUCCAGCUGAUGCCUGGAACUCCUGCAUGCCCCCCCUUCCCCCGCCCCGGGGAGCCUGUGACAGGUCGGCAGGGUUCUGAGGCGCCCCGCCUAGCAACGGAAUCCUGCAGUCCUCGCAGGCGAAGGCGGCAAAAUGGGCAGAGCAGAGCGUUAUACUCAGGCCAGACUCGGCAUGAAGUCCAGGAAGAGGUCGGACUCGGCCCGGCGCAGGGCGCUGAGCACCAUGGAGACGGCCCUGAGGAAGAGGCCGUGGAAGACUCCCGGACUGUGGAACACGCGGGUCCACCACAGCAACCUGCAUGUGGCAAGCUUUGCUCUGCUCACUGUUGGCUUGAUCAUGUGCACCGCAGCCAUGGGCUUCGCCGAGUGGCGGAUAUGGCACAUGAGCAGUCCCCAAGGCCUGGCCCUCGUGGGCAUAUGGAAAGUCUGCAUCUACCAAGUGCCGCGCACCCGCAUCGCACCUUUCUGCCACAGCUAUCCGUUCUUCGACAGUUACCUCCCUCCUUCACUUCAGAGAGUCCAGUACCUCCUGCUCCUCGGCGUUAUUCUGGGGUACCUGGGAAAGGUCGCCCUCAUCAUGGCUCUCCGGAAUGUGUUCAUGGCGAAGACGUCCAAGACGAAGGAUUAUUUUCUGAUGUCCGGGUUUCUGUGCACCGUUGCGAGCAUCUGUGUUGUCCUGACUGUCAUCUACACGUACCAAGCCGUAAGCAACGAGCAGGGCAUUGACUUCCCACCGUCGUUUUCAAUGCCCUCCAGGCCCGACUCACAGGAAUUUGGCACUGCGCCUUUGGUAGCAUCCCUGGGAGCCACCAUAAUGUUCCUGAGUGGUUUAUUUUCCCUUUUCCACAAACUCCCCUGA
Messenger RNA from Sorex araneus (European shrew), 923 nucleotides. RefSeq names its product claudin-34-like. Gene Ontology annotation, cellular component: plasma membrane; bicellular tight junction. Gene Ontology annotation, biological process: cell adhesion; bicellular tight junction assembly. Gene Ontology annotation, molecular function: structural molecule activity. The coding region runs from base 198 to 923 and encodes 241 amino acids. The record is from RefSeq and is a predicted model, not a curated record. The transcript has 2 exons. Lineage: Eukaryota; Metazoa; Chordata; Mammalia; Eulipotyphla; Soricidae.